AUGCGUCGUUCUGUGUCUCAAUCUACGAAUCGAAAUGAAGCAAAGUACGGAGUAUAUAUUUGUCGCAACUGUGAGUACAAGCCAUACGUUUUCCAAGUCGAAGAUGUACAGUCUAUAGUAUCGUACUUUCAAGGAAUGCAAUAUAUACGUGCAAAAUCGUUGACAGAUCGAAGCGCCUCUGUCUACGUAAUUAAGAAACUUGCGGGUCAAUUUUCAGUACAUCACCGAUCCUUGUGGUGCUGUCAGUUUGACUUCGUCCUGUUAGUUGGUGAAGAAGAGGAUCGUAGAACGAUCAAAAUGUCGUUCACGGAAAAAAUAAUAUCGAUUAUGCAGAAACCAGGACAGGACCCUGUUGCCAGGGACGAUGUACCCUGGUGGAUGAAAUAUGCUGGUCGAGGACUCGGCACUGUAGGAAGCCUAAUUGCAAUUUUUCUCGGAGCAUGGAACUGUGCAUCGAUACUGUUGGGUUCUAUAGACUGCUUAAUUAGCGGCAUGUGGCAAAUGGUGGCUGGUUUUAUAGUUAUAAUGAUAGAAGCACCGUGUUGCUGUCUAUUUAUUGAUUUUGUACAAAACUUAAGCGAUUCGGUAGAGAAGAGGCCGUAUUGGAAUAGGGCAGCAGCAUAUUGUUUAAUGGCGCUUCCACCAAUCAUCGUAUGUAUAGGUGUAAGUAGCAUAUUUGGCAGCGGUCUGAUAUUCGCAACUGGUGUGAUAUAUGGAUUGAUGGCAUUAGGACGAAAGGCACCUCUACAAGAAAUGAGAUCAGCAGCCACGAAUGUUCAGGCUCCUUCGUCGAGUAUGGAAGCCACACUUGUUGAGAAUGCUCAACCGAUGGGGGUUUCCAACAAACCAGAUAGUAAUGUUUGACUUUUAAGAAUUACUUGACAAACGAUUCCUUUUUAGCGCGUGUGAUGAUGAAUGCUAACUUAGUCGAAUAACGAUCAGUCAAGUUCACGAACAUUCAUUAUCAUACUAAAUCAUUUAUUUAUAUCUGACGAGUUCACGAACAUUUUAUUGUAUUGACUAUAUGAUGGCGAUGUAUCGUUCAAAUUGUUUGUAAUACUUGAGUUAGAGUUGACAUAAAAUACUAGCUAGAAAUACAAUUAUGUCAAGUAAAAAUACCCAUUCGCCUAGGAAUGUGUUCAUGCGAUACUCAUUACAAGCAAAGACUCCAGUAAAACCCUAACGUAAUCUUUUUCUGUUACGUAUAAUCUCCAGCUUUGAUAAACUUGAUUGUUAAUAGUGUAUGAUGUUCGUAUAGAUUAUUUUUUAUUCAUUAAAACAUACAUGCGCAAAGUUGCAGGGAAUAGAACCAGAUUUCAAUUUUUCCCUUGAAAUAAUGGCAAUAUUGAUGGGUAUCGUAAAAAUUGUAUCUCGAAAUCAUUAUUCAUGGGCUUCGUAUCCAUGCUGUCUUAUUUGUGUGUCAUAAAAGAAAACUCUAAUGAUGAAAUUAAUCCUGAAGAAUAUGAGUAAUUAUCGUACACUAAUUGAUAUUGGAUGCGAUUUAAAUUUUACAUUUGAAGGAAAUGAGUUUAUAUUUCGAAGAAAAAUAACACUUCCAGAAUCAAAAUACCUCAAUAAUUUGGAACAUACAUACAUACAUAGAUGUAUAUGCAUGUAUAUGUGUGUAUAUAAAAUAUAUGUGGAUAUGUGCUUAGCGAACCUUCUUAUAACACCUUUUGAGAAAUUGUUAAUGAAUAGAAAUUAGAGGAAUGUGUUCUUUAAAAGUGCAAAUGGUUAAAAAUUUAUUUUGAGUGUUUUUUAAUAAUCUGAAAAAUACAAAUUAAUAUUGAACACUUAUUGGAAAGCACACUUAUUAACUUUUGUCAUUGCUGUUUGUGUAAAAAUUAUGAAGCUGUGCUAUAUAUGCUGUCAUAUUCAUGUAUAUAGUGUUAUCAUAUUUUAAUAAUUAUCUCAAUUUUCAUCCUGUGUUAUAAGAGAGCUACUGUACAUGUAUACGUGUGCAUGUGUUCGUGUGCCUAUAUGUAUCUGAAUUCAUCUGUAAUUAUUUCAUGCAGUACGUAAACUUGUGUUACAAUUAACUUUCAUACAUUCUCCUUUUCUCCGGAAUUUAGAACUCCAGAUUUAAUUUUGUAAUAGUUUAUACUUCAUUCUUGUGGCCAAAUAUAUUUUAAAAUUUAAUGGAGGUAACUAACAACUAUUUUGUGAUAUGACAAAGAGAAAGCAUAAUUAAUUGUGUCGAUACGGUCAGGUUCUCGCGGCCCUGGUCUUUAUACAAUCAAUUUUUCAUUCAUUUCUCAGUCAUAAAUUUUAUAUUAUGUAUUUUUAUGCAAACAAGCAUUUAUUUCCUACUCUGGAUUAUCGCGUUACUUGAUCAUUUUCUUCCCCUACAUUCCUAUUUAUAGUUUAUUUAUUUAUUAAGAACAUAAGACUAUAGAAGCGUUAACUCUUGAACCAAUUUAUCAAUCCUUUAGUGUUGAUUUUUAUAUUAAAUUUGCCAAAUGAAUUUAAUUUAAAUGCCAUUUUUAGAGGCAUGCUGAUGAUUGUAUUAUUAUAGUUACUAUUACAAACCCUGUGUUUAUUAUAAUUCCUAUAAUACAUACAUAUUAUUGUGAUUAUGUAUAUUUAAAUAGUUUUUAUCCAUUUUAUGUUUAUCGUAUGUAACAAAGUAUACUAGAAUAACAUAAAAC
Messenger RNA from Hylaeus anthracinus, 2648 nucleotides. RefSeq names its product calcium channel flower (gene fwe). Lineage: Eukaryota; Metazoa; Arthropoda; Insecta; Hymenoptera; Colletidae. The coding region runs from base 1 to 864 and encodes 287 amino acids. The record is from RefSeq and is a predicted model, not a curated record. Gene Ontology annotation, biological process: vesicle-mediated transport. Gene Ontology annotation, cellular component: membrane. The transcript is spliced from 5 exons.